Patiria miniata (bat star) is the source of this 3478-nucleotide messenger RNA. Its product is annotated as hyalin-like. The record is from RefSeq and is a predicted model, not a curated record. The transcript is spliced from 9 exons. Bases 168 to 1736 code for a protein of 522 amino acids. NCBI's taxonomy places the organism in Eukaryota, Metazoa, Echinodermata, Asteroidea, Valvatida, Asterinidae.
CAUGGUAUCCUGCACUGUCUCGCAAUGACUGUUUCUCCCAUCCGUGCUUGAACGGCGCGUCCUGCUUCGAAACAGAUGACUGGUAUCGUUGUCAGUGUACGGAGGGAUUUACCGGAUCAACUUGUGGCGAAGAUAUUCAAGCUCCGACUGUGACAUGCCCAAGUAACAUGACGGUGACCACAGAUCCAUCUCUGGCAACAGCCAUCGCAGUCUACGGCCGUCCAUCUGUCAGUGACAACUCCGGCGGUCCAGUCUCCGUCGCAUACUCGCAGCUUCCCGGGAGUGUCUUUAACUAUCAUCCUGAUGUGGAACAUUAUGUGGUGACUGGAAAUGCCACGGAUCGUACUGGAAACCUCGGUCGUUGCAACUUCUUUGUUAAAGUUGUUGAUCUAGAGAGACCAGUCAUAACCUGUCGUUCCGACAUGAUCGUGGGCAGCAAUAAUGAAUCUACCGUUGUAGACUACUUGGCUGGAAUUGAUGAAUUCGUCAUGACUGACAACUCCGGGUUCGCACUGGAAGGACCGAACUGCUCAUGGCCUGGUUCCGCUCAGAAUCCGGUGUUCUACAAAGGUGUGACCAUUGUCAACUGCACUGUGACGGACCAGAGUGGUAACGUCGGCAGCUGUACAUUCACAGUGAAUGUUAUUGGUCUGCCAGUGAUGAAGUGCUCCAACCUACUGGUACCCACCGAUCAAGGAGUUGCUGAUGCUACUGUGGACAUCUCGGGUGAAUGGGGCAAGUCUAUCAUAGCAAAUGAUGCCUUGAACCAAUCGCUGGCAGUUCAAAGUUGCAGCGAAGUGGAUGUCGUAGUUCUUUCUUGGAAUCCCAAUGUAACAGAUCCUGGAAGAAUGGUCACUUGUACAAGUGAACCAGACCGAGCACAAGAACAGGCAGAAUGCAGUUUUUACAUUAAAGUUGUUGAUCUAGAGAAACCAGUGGUAUCGUGUCGGUCUGAUAUGGUGGAAAGCACCCCCGACGAAUCUACCGUCGUGGACUACCUAGCUGGAAUCGACGAGUUCGUUAUGACUGACAACUCCGGGUUGACUCCGGCAGGACCCGACUGCUCCUGGCCUACCGGAUCCGCUCAGAUUAGUCAGAAUCCCUUGUUCCACAAAGGUGUGACCAUUGUCAGUUGCAAUGUGACGGACCAGAGUGGUAACAUCGGCAGCUGCACAUUCACAGUGAAUGUUAUAGGUGUUCCAACCAUACUGUGCCCCGAGUCGUCUGUUUCGUCACCCAUAAGGAAACCCACUGAUCCUGGCAGCUAUUUGACUUCACUCCCGUCAGACUUCAUAAAUGCGUACAAUAUUUCUGCCAAGGACUCAAAUUCAGCCCCGCUAGCAAUGGAAUACUGCAAGGAUGGAAUACACCACCUAAAUGGCCACCAGUUGUCUUACCGAGUACAACAGGACUACACCUUCAUAUGCAAAAGCGAACCUGACCAUACCGGGCAAUUUGCCAAUUGUACCAUAUUCUUCAAAGUUGUAGAUGAGGAACCACCUAUGGUUGUGUGUCCCGAUGGUACGAGUUCGAUUGAAUAUGUACCCAUACCUAGCGCUUCUGUUCCUACCAUCGAUGCACAGAUUCAGGUUACAGACAAUGCGCAGUUACAGGCACCGACUGCAGGCUGCACCAUCACGAGUUCGGGGAUAACAUGCACUGCGACUGACGACUCGGGCAACGUGGGUAGAUGCUCGUUCUAUCGAGGAAACUUAAUUCCCAAUGGCGAUUGCUGAGCGACAUCUGCAAGACUGGUCAAAAUAAAAGAAUACCUUAUGGAAUUACAAAUCGCACGAAAAGGUAUUAAGACAUUCUUUAACUUUAUUAACAAAAUUUGCUCGUUACAAAAUGGCGAGUGAAAAAUUUGAUAAGUAAAUUGCACGUUUAUGUGCACAAAAUAUAAAAGUAUAAAUCAAAGUGAAAUGAAAGACUCGGAUUUAGAUUUUAAGGUUUAGAAACAUUUUACUUUUAAUGCAAUGAAUGACUGAGGGUGUAGGGUAGAGGGGUUGGUACAGCGAAGUAAUGAAUGCGUGUAGAGGGCUGGGGUAGGGUGUUAGUAUAUGGGGUGUAGAAGUGUGGUGUAGGCAGUAUAGGGUUAGUGUUGGAUAGAGGGGUGGGUACAGAGAAGAUGUUAAGGUUGGGUGUAGAGGGCUAGGGUUGGGUGAUAGUAUGGGGUGUAGAAGUGGGGUGUAGGGUGCAGGGGUUGGUAAUGGGUAGAGGGGUGGGUAGAGUGAAGAUGAUAAGGUUGGCUGUAGAGGGCUGGGGUUGGGUGUUAGUAUGGGUGUUCACUGUUGGGUGCAGGGAUUGGUAGUGGGUAGAGGGGUGGGUACAGUGAAGAUGAUAAGGUUGGCUGUAGAGGGCUGGGGUUAGGUGUUAGUAUGGGUGUUCACUGUUGGGUACAGGGAUUGGUAAUGGGUAGAGGGGUGGGUACAGUGAAGAUGAUAAGGUCGGCUGUAGAGGGCUGGGGUUGGGUGUUAGUAUGAGUGUUGGGUGCAGGGUUUGGUGACGGGUAGAGGGGUAGGUACAGUUAAAUUUUCAAUAAAUUUUUCUGUACUCGUACUCGACUCAUGGAAAAGUACUUGUCCUCGUACUCAUGGAAAUGAACUCGUACUUAUACUCACAAUAAAACAUUUCCCUAUACUCGUACUCGUGGUAAAGUACUCAUACUCAUAUUCGAGGCAAAGUACUCAUACUCGUACUCAUGAGAAGCACUCGACUACAACACUGGGUAGAGGUAUGUUAUACACUUCUGCAUGAAGGUCUAUGAGUGCCCUCAUUAUACUACAUCAUCACUCCAGCCCUACACCCCACGCAAAAGUUGAAGUUUUUUAACCUGAGGUAUAAUUCGAAAAUGGACAGAAAUGCGUAUAAGUGAUUGCUCCUUUGGUGGGAAUUUGUUUCGACUGAAAUGGACCACCCUCAGUAAAGAUUACAAUACAAAAAAAUAGAACACUGCCUUGCUUUUUCCACCUGGCUUACUAAAAAUCAAGUCAACCCAUUCACACACAAUUAGAAUUGCAUUGGCCUAAAUCCAUGCAAAACCCAGAUUCAGUAUAUCCAGGUGAGAGUGGCCCAAGUGAAAUUUCCACCCUUUCACUUAAUUGAUUGUUUUUUUUCUGGAUCUAGGGACCCAAAUGGAAUGGGGUAAAAAGGAGUUAGGCUUUAAUAUAAUGUGUCAUUUUUAUAAAGAAAACAAAAAACAGGUUUGUUUUCUGAAUGUUGCACAUAUAUUGUAUAGUUAUGAAUACAAAAUUUAUUUCUAAGUUAUAAGAAUGCAGCUUGGAAAAAAAAAUUAAAAACAGUAAAUGGCAUAAAGUUAAAAGAUUUAAAUGUAUUAUAAUGGCACCAUGUAAAAUCCUAGACAAAAAAAUAAGUACUGUUACUAAGAAAAACAGCUUAAAUGUCCCACUUUUCAUCUGUAGAUUUUUAUGUGUAAUGUUAUUAGGCAAAAUAAAAAAAAACAUGUUUAGCGUCCUCA